AUGUCUUCUCUAUUUGGAGGCGCGGGCCUUGGUGCCUCGACAACACAACAGUCCGCCAGCAUUUUCUCUCCGAACAAUUCGACAAGUGCCUUCAACAAACCAGCGGCAGCUGGGGGUCAGCCUACGUCCGGUUUCUCUACCUUUGGGGCUCAGCCACAGCAACAGCAGGCAGGACAGUCGUCGCUGUUCGGACAAAGUCAACAACAGGGCGCCGGUGGACUUUCUGCUUCCACCCAACCAACACAACCUGCUUUUUUCAACAGCCUUCUAGAGCGGGGAAAGAAACGCCCUUUGUCGACGAACGUACAACAUGACGGUCUUGGAGAGAUCCCAAGUCUGCAGUUGGGACUUGACGAUAUUCGGAGAAAGGCCAGGCAGUUAGGCUCUGGUGGAGUGGGAGGCGACCAGCAAAAGGGUGCCGAUACUAAGGCUCACUUUCUGCUUGCAGCCUCUGGCAUCUCUCCUGGGCGUGCCAUGCGCGAUCUCAAAUCUCUAGACACCCAGGCAGCUGCAUCAAGCCCGUUUAAGCAGCCAGAUGUGUUCGACCCGGACAACGAGAAAUUCCUGAGAGGAAUCCAGCAGCGAGGCCGGCAGGCCAUGAUCACGGAGAGUCUAGCUCGUGUGCACCGUGACUUCGAUGCGUUCUUGGAGGAAAAGGUCACUUUGAACUGGGAUGAACAGCGCCGGAAGGUGUUUGAACACUUCGGGCUUGCUCAGAAGGGUGACGUGCAUGCCGAUAGCUUUGCUGCCACGACGAAAGGUUCUUUUGGCCGCUCUCUGAAACAGUCCAAGCAACCAGGUACUCCUGCCCGUGAAACACUCGGAGCUAGCAGGAGAAGCGUCUUUGGUCGAUCGGGGUUGGACAAAUCUGUCAUCGGCUCGCCGGGCAGUGGACUGGGUAGGUCUCAAUUAUUUGGCGACCAAGGAGAGCGCAGCGAACUCUUGGGUGUCCAAUCACCGGACACUAGCUUCUUGCGAGAGAAGAUGGGAUACUUUGCAGACAAGGUGCAGCGGUUGAAUUCUGCUCGACUCCAGCAGAGGACUUUCCCCAUCCUCCACGAGUUUGCGCAGGUUGAGGAGCAUGCAGGUGGCGACGUUCCUCGUCAGCUAUGUGACGCAUACCGUGCUCUGAUAGCGAUUACCAAGGAGGACCCGAGCAUCGAUAAUCCUUCAGACCCCGGAGCCAUCAGAGAACGACAAUUCUCUGAAGAUUAUCUAAACGAAAGCGCAAAUUCUCGGGGAGCGACAAACCUUAGACGUAGGAUCAUUGAGGGAUCAAGGACUUUCCUGGAGAAACUGUUUUACAGCGAAAUUGAGAAUAUGAUCGCAAAGAACCCCCGCGAAGCCCAACUGGGGGGUGUGCCGACAAUCAUCAGCAAGAUCCGAGCGUAUAUUCGACUUCGCGCUGCGAGAAAGGACUUGGCCCCCGAUGGCACUGAGCUGCAAAUGGUCGGCCAAGACUACUGCUGGAUCCUCAUCUUCUACCUGCUGCGUUGCGGUUUCAUCCACGAAGCGGCGGAAUAUGUUAGCCAGGACCCUGGAUUCAGAUCUCUGGACCACAAGUUUGUCACGUACAUGACAACCUAUGCGCAGAAUCGACGGUUACCGCGAGAUCUCCAGCAGAAGAUAAACGGAGAGUACCAGCAGAGGGCCCGCAACGCGCCAGAGAACACAGUCGACCCUUACAGGAUGGCCUGUUACAAGAUCAUUGGACGCUGUGAUCUCGGUCGCAGAAGGCUGGACGGCAUCGUGCAAGGCGUAGAAGACUGGAUGUGGUUGCAAUUCUGCCUUGCUCGAGAAGAUGACCGUGCUGAGGAGACUGCAGGCGAUGUCUUCGGAUUGGAGGACAUCCAGACGGAUAUCACAGAGAUUGGCCAGCGCGUCUUCACCAAGGGACAGGAGGGACCUGGCGGCUAUGGUACCUUCUUCCUUUUACAGAUCCUAGGCGGGAUGUUCGAGCAGGCUGUUUCAUAUCUCGGUUCAUAUGCCCCAGUCAGUGCGGUCCAUUUCGCCAUUGCCUUGAACUACUACGGGCUUCUGCGCGUGUCGGACUUUUACACUUCUGGCGAAGAACUCUUGUCCUUCUCCACCAAGCAAUUCCCACAAAUCAAUUUCGGUUACCUCAUUACCCAGUACACGCGGGAGUUCCGUACUGGCUACGUCGAGGCAGCCGUCGACUAUUUCACUCUUAUCUGCUUGAGCUCUGACCUCCCAGGUGCUCUUGGAAAGUCGCAGGCCUCGGUCUGCCACGAGGCUCUGAGAGAGUUCAUCUUGGAGACAAGAGAUUUCGCGAAACUAUUAGGAGACGUUCGUGCGGAUGGCACUCGAAUUAAGGGUGCCAUCGAGCAGCGCCUGGACCUCAUUAGAUUGGAGGACCAGGAUACAUUCCUGAAAACCAUCACUGUCCAGGCUGCCGCUGUAGCAGAUGAUAAGGGCUUGAUAACUGACGCUGUGCUGCUGUAUCAUCUUGCUGAGGAGCAUGACAAGGUCAUCGAGAUUAUUAACAGAGCACUAUCUGAUGCGGUCGCUAUAGAGCUCGGCGGAUCAGCCAUGAGGUUGCAACCCUUGAAGCCAAGAACCACCAAUGACAGUCAACCAGAACCUUCUGAGCCUGGAAGCAGUCUGAGUCUCACAACAGUGGACGAUCCGGUGGUCCUCGCCAGGAACAUGAUUGGCCUGUACAACUCCAAUGCUCUGUAUUACCAGCGCAUCCGCCAGAUCAACCGUGACGCCUGUGGGGUGUUGCUUCGCAUGAUGGAGGCCAAGAUGGAAGUGGAAGCCGGAAAAUGGACGACAGCUCUCGAUACCAUCAACGACUUGCACAUUCUUCCGUUACGCGCUCGCGGUUCCGUCCAGUACAUUCGAAGUGCCGCCCAGGCUUUCCCAUCCUUCCCCGCUGUUAUUUCCCGUAAUGUCGGCCACUUGAUCAUGUGGAGUAUUACAUGCAUUGGCCAUGAGCGUGAGAGGCUGGAAUCUGGCGCCUACGAGAACGAGAUCAGGAAGAGCUUGGCAGAUGAACUGCUGGUAAUGGCUAAGGAUCUGAUGGUGUUUUCGGGCAUGAUCAAAUAUAAGCUGCCACCGAGGGUAUAUGAGACUCUCGCACGGGCUGGCGGAGACAUUGGAGCAUAUUAA
Molecule: messenger RNA, 3132 nt
Organism: Paecilomyces variotii
Lineage: Eukaryota; Fungi; Ascomycota; Eurotiomycetes; Eurotiales; Thermoascaceae
Product: putative nuclear pore protein
Exons: 5
Coding region: 1-3132 (1043 amino acids)
Biological process (GO): protein import into nucleus; poly(A)+ mRNA export from nucleus
Cellular component (GO): nuclear pore
Molecular function (GO): structural constituent of nuclear pore
Source: RefSeq, a predicted model, not a curated record